Scleropages formosus (Asian bonytongue) is the source of this 2621-nucleotide messenger RNA. It is a transcript of the gene prkaa1, whose product is annotated as protein kinase, AMP-activated, alpha 1 catalytic subunit. Lineage: Eukaryota; Metazoa; Chordata; Actinopteri; Osteoglossiformes; Osteoglossidae. Gene Ontology annotation, molecular function: AMP-activated protein kinase activity; ATP binding. The record is from RefSeq and is a predicted model, not a curated record. Gene Ontology annotation, biological process: intracellular signal transduction; protein phosphorylation. The transcript has 9 exons. Gene Ontology annotation, cellular component: cytoplasm. Bases 225 to 1901 code for a protein of 558 amino acids.
CAGCUGACGGCUCUUCGCGCGUCCCUUUAAUCGCGAUGUACUAACCAGUUAAACUGACCCGGAGUCAUCGGUUGGAGCGAUUUCCUCGCCCUGCCGUCUCUUUGCGAUGCUAACUUAGUUCGCGUCGUUCUUUUAUACGGAGGUGCCGUUGAACUUGAAGUUGUGUUUCCUGUUUGUUCGGCAUCACCUCCGCCUGCGAGCGCUCGCAGGGCCUCGUCGGGAAGAUGGCGACGGAUAAACAGAAGCAUGAAGGGAGGGUCAAGAUCGGCCAUUACAUUCUAGGAGAUACUCUAGGGGUAGGGACGUUUGGCAAAGUUAAAGUUGGACAGCAUGAAUUGACAAAGCACCAAGUGGCAGUAAAAAUCCUGAACCGACAGAAGAUUCGCAGCCUGGAUGUUGUGGGAAAGAUCCGCAGAGAAAUUCAGAAUCUCAAGCUCUUCAGACAUCCACAUAUAAUUAAGCUGUACCAGGUUAUCAGCACCCCGACAGAUAUUUUCAUGGUGAUGGAAUAUGUCUCUGGUGGCGAGUUGUUUGACUACAUUUGCAAAAAUGGCAAGCUGGAUGAGAAGGAAAGCCGGCGCCUCUUCCAGCAGAUAAUCUCUGCUGUGGACUACUGCCACAGACAUAUGGUGGUACACAGGGACCUGAAGCCUGAGAAUGUACUGCUGGAUGCUCAGAUGAAUGCCAAAAUUGCUGACUUUGGUUUAUCAAAUAUGAUGUCAGAUGGAGAGUUUUUGCGAACAAGUUGUGGUUCACCAAACUAUGCUGCUCCUGAAGUGAUUUCUGGAAGGUUGUAUGCUGGUCCGGAGGUUGACAUAUGGAGCAGUGGAGUAAUUCUGUAUGCCUUGCUCUGUGGUACUCUGCCAUUUGACGAUGACCAUGUGCCAACAUUAUUCAAGAAGAUCUGCGAUGGGAUCUUCUUUACACCACAAUACUUGAACCCCUCUGUGAUCAACCUGCUGAAGCACAUGUUGCAGGUUGACCCCAUGAAGAGAGCAACCAUCAAGGAAAUCAGAGAGGAUGAAUGGUUCAAGCAAGACCUGCCCAAGUACUUGUUUCCAGAAGAUCCGUCCUAUAGCAACACCGUGAUUGAUGAUGAAGCAUUGAAGGAGGUUUGUGAAAAGUUUGAAUGUACUGAGGAGGAGGUUCUGACCUGUCUGUAUAACCGGAACCACCAGGACCCACUGGCAGUGGCCUACCACCUCAUCAUAGACAAUCGGCGCAUCAUGAGCGAAGCCAAGGACUUUUAUCUAGCCAGCAGCCCGCCUGAAUCCUUCCUGGAUGACCACCAGCUGGCAGCCACCAAACCCCAUCCAGAACGCGUACCGUUUCUCGUGGCUGAGGUGCCCCCUAGACCAAGGCAUACCCUGGAUGAGUUAAACCCCCAGAAGUCAAAGCAUCAAGGGGUUCGCAGGGCUAAGUGGCACCUGGGCAUCCGCAGUCAGAGCCGGCCCAACGACAUCAUGUCGGAGGUGUGCCGGGCCAUGAAGCAACUGGAUUAUGAGUGGAAGGUGGUUAACCCGUACUAUCUUCGCGUGCGGAGAAGGAAUCCAGUGACGGGACUACAGACAAAAAUGAGCCUGCAACUGUACCAGGUUGAUAGCAGGACCUACCUCCUUGACUUCCGUAGCAUAGAUGAUGAAAUCAUAGAGGCUAAGUCUGGGACUGCAACUCCUCACCGCUCAGGCUCCGUUGGGAACUACAGAACGACACUGAAGAAUGAGGGGGAGGGAGGCGAGGCCAAACCUGACGUGUCCGUCAAAGGAUCAGAUGGCUCCUUGGCAUCGUCACUCACAUCUUCAGUUGACUCGGCUGCAGGAGACACGCUUCCUAGACCGGGGAGUCACACUAUAGAAUUCUUUGAGAUGUGUGCAAAUCUUAUAAAACUUCUUGCACGAUAAUUUUCAGUUAGCCUUCGAGUGUCUUUAAGCAAUAAGCAUGCAACCGUUUCAUGGCUCCAUUCAUUUCCACAUGGAUGAGCUAGUUGAUCCAUGGCACUGAUGCAGCCUUGCUGAAUAGAUUAGGCAAACUGGGGGUGGGGGAACAUUCUUUGAAUGAGAAUUGCAAAGCCACUUUAUAGUGUGUUUUUUUUUUUAUAUAUUUUUUUUUUUUUAAUUUCCAAAAUUGUUACAGAAGUCUAUCAUAGCUGAAUAUCCCCUGAACACAUUUAAACAAAUGUUCCACCCAUUUUAUUAUAAGCUCAAUAUGCUUACUUUGCUGUACUGUAUUCAGUGGUGUUGAUUCCCUGUUUUAUAGAUGAAUAAACAAAGCAAAUUUUACCUGCUGACUUGUAACACAAGCAAUUGCACAAAUUUCUUGUACCUGCUGUUCAAAAUUUCCAUUUGGAUAAUAUCAGUCUGGUGCAGCACAAUGAGCUGCAUGUUCAUCUUAAGAUGGAAAAGGUGGGGGGAUACCAAUGAAAAGUAGAUUUUUAAUGAAUGACGUUAGAUGGCAUUUUUCACUUUGGAAAGUAGCUGAAGUCAUAUGACCCUAUGUUUUUGUUAUGUAAAGAAUAUAUAUUUAUCAGUGCAUUUAAAUGCAAUCUUAGAUUUUUCUACCCCCCACAUUAUUUUGCUGGAUUAUAUUUUAUUCCAUAUACUGUUUGAGUCCAUUUCUAAAUU